This is a messenger RNA of Manduca sexta (tobacco hornworm), 1158 nucleotides long. RefSeq lists its product as uncharacterized. NCBI's taxonomy places the organism in Eukaryota, Metazoa, Arthropoda, Insecta, Lepidoptera, Sphingidae. The record is from RefSeq and is a predicted model, not a curated record.
GUGUUUUUGAAAAGGAUAGGACAUAAAGACAAGUUUUACAUUUUGGGAUACGAAUGGGGCAUUCCAGUUGCAUUAGAAGUCGCAUUUAUUUUAGAAAGCCAAGGAAUGAUAGGCACCAUAUUUUGUGUGGGACUCGAACCAGAAGAAUUGAAAGUGGCGCUUGAAGAAGAAUUAAACGAAUACAAGACCGAGGAAGAACUAGAGAACGGCGUGUUGAAGCACAUGUUCAAGCUGAUGACGGGCGACAAGUACACAGGACUGGACGAGAUGCUGCGCGGGUGUAGCUCGUGGGAGAAGAAGGUGGAGGAGUGCGUGCGCACGCUGCUAGGGCGCGUGUCGCACUCGGCGCAGUACACGCGCGCGCUGCUGCAGGCGGCGCUCGGACGCAUCGCGGAGGCGCGCCGCUACUCCUCCGCGCUGCCGCCGCUGCGCUCGCGCGUGGUGCUGCUGCGCUCGCGCCGCGCGGUGCCUGCAUCCCCGCAGCAGCUGGACGCACUCACGAGCGGCGAGGUGUCGGUCCACGAGCUCAGCGCGCCGCUCGGUCACGCCGCCCGCGACGCGCGCUGCGCCGCCAUCGUUAACUCAUAUUUGGACCCAGAGCUGUUACACAACUUCCAUAAUAAGAAUCUUUGCGACACUUACCUACUUAACGCUGAUACCUUUAUGAAUUUUACUAACGAAUUUGAUUAAAUAGAAACAUUAAUUUCUAUUAAGUCAAUUAUUAAUAAAUAACAUUAGGUACUUAUAUGGUGACAAUAAGUACUUACUACUUACUCUACUUCAUCAAACACAUUAUAUAUGGCCCGUAAUGGGAUACACAUAAAUUAUUUCUCCUAUUACGGGCCCAUAGGGUAAAAUAGAGUCGAAGGAUUUUUUGGGAAUCUUUUAAAAUUGAGAAUUUUAUACAUGCUUAUAAUGUUUUUAAUCAGAGGUUUGGUAAUUAAUAUGUCACUUUCCGGGUUAACAUAAGAAAAGUUAUAAAGAAGAAAGUGACGGAUGAGUGCAUGAGAAAUGCGUCAUUAUUAAAGUUAAAAAUAUGAACUGUGUUUAUGAAAUAUAAAAAUAAAAAUUGUUGUUUAUCAUUCAAUAUUGUAGUUUACCAAAUACUAACUCGAUGUUUUCACAUGUUAUAAAAUAAAAUAUGAUCAUAUGCUUUUA